AUGGAUGCCCUGGAACGAGACGCACCUCUCUGCGCAAGGUGCCGCACCAUUGACUUCGAUGCUAUCUUCCAACUCAGAAAAGAUGUCCGAGAUGCAAGACUAGAAGGUCUACCAAUAAUAUCACUGGGUAGUAUCAUUUCAGACCCAAACACGCCAUGUCUAAUGUGCGAUCUCUUCGACGAAGUCAAGUUCGACCUCGACGUAUCAGCUCGCCAAUCAGCAUGGGAUACCAGCCAAUAUCAUUUACGUGCUUUUAGCAGCCUCAUAAAAGAAGUAGGAGUUACGACAGAAAUGCCAACAGAACCUAAGCGGCGAGAUAUUAUCAAGCAAAUUCGCAGGGGGGAUGAGUAUAUGAGUGACGAGUCAAACAGUGUGUUUCUCGCGGUAUUUCCGGGAAGCGGUGAUGAUGUUUUCGUCACCAGUGAAAUCAGAAUCCAUGAUAUCUGCAGCCAUCUGGAACAAAGUGUCAUUAUGCCGGUGGAGGGGUCUGAUGUUGCCAACUUACGGACUCACGGGGUCCGAGUGUCACCGAGUCAGAUCAAUUACACUCGUCUGAAAAAGUGGAUGGAUAGCUGCCAGAGUCAUCAUGGGCCUCGAUGUACUUGCUCACCUACUCCUCCGCCUUUUGUACUAAAGGUGAUCGAUUGCCAGUCCCGGCAAAUUGUCCCACUUCACCCAGGUUGGGAGUAUUUCGCGCUCAGCUACGUAUGGGGACCACUGUCCGCGGAGGAAUCAGUUGUCCGAAUACAAAGGUCUGAGGCUGUGCUUCCGGAUAAAGUGCACGGUACUAUCAAAGAUGCCAUCAGAGUCGUCAACAACCUGGGAGGUAGAUAUCUCUGGGUCGACAAAUACUGCAUUGACCAGGACAACGCACAAGAAAAGCACGAUCAAAUAUCUCGCAUGGAUCUGAUAUAUUCUGGCGCUUACGCUACUAUAAUCGCUGCUGGUUCUGAUAUAUCGAUUUCUGGGUUACCCGGCGUUGGUGCUGUUCCACGACGGCGCCAACCACAAGCAACCUCACCAACAGCCUCUGGGAGGGAUUUGAGGCUGGUAUCUACACUGCCUUCUAUACGACGUGCUCUAGCCUCUAGUCCAUGGAUAUCUCGUGGCUGGACCUUUCAGGAAGUUUACUAUAUGUGCGGAGAGACUACAAAUUGCGAGUCGACCGUGCUCUCCCCUGUUGAAUUGUCACACAUGGCCACAGCCCAAACAGCCACAAAGCCUGCCCGCGACGACAUCCUCGAUUCUUCUCGGUUCACCUAUCAAAUACCCCUACAUCCAGCAUACUAUUCCAGUAGGCCAUAUCGACCAUGGGCCUUCCGUACACACCUAUCAAGCUACUCAAGUCGAAGCCUCUCCUACAACUCCGAUGCUAUCAACGCCUUUCGAGGCAUCCUCGCUCGCUCCGAUCAUCCAACCUUCUACGGUAUUCCGUUCUUGUUUGGCGGAGAGACUUCCUAUACUCUAGCGCGCGAUCCGAAUUUCCGUUUCGUCUGUGCAUUGUCCUGGGAACCUAUUUACCAACCUCCUUGCAUAGAUAAUAGUAGUAAAAAUGGCGAAGAUGGACACUUAAUACGGAGAAAAGAAUUCCCCAGCUGGUCCUGGGCAGGCUGGAUAGGUCAGGUCUCAUAUCACUACUUUCUUUGGGACAGGAGAUUUGGCUGUGCAGAGGAGGAUCUUCUCCCACAGGAACUGGAUGGGCAUCAGUCUGUUCGCAUAUGGAUUUGCUUCAACCUUCGUGAGAAUAUUGACAAUAUCUCCGUAUGGGAUAUCUCAAUAGAGGAAUUCUUCGCCAACCACAACAGCGCUCUUUGGGGGAAUAUUAUGCCUGAAAUCUCGCCCUUUCUCCAGAUUGAAUGCACCGUCCUCCAUUGCCUCCAGAUAAAGGCUUUGAGUAUUCCUUCUGGGACUACUUCUGUUCCCGCAGUCAGAAUUGUUAUAGGGGAUGGGUAUUCCCGUGCUCCGGUGCUGUUCUGCGGACCACCUCCUUGUUCAAACGAGGAUGGGGUGAUAGAGAAGGAAUAUUCGGGGCUGGUGCUCUUCGAAAGAAAUCAUAGCAUUGUUCUAUGCACGCCGUGGGAUCAUAUCGGGAUUUUUGUUCUUUUUGUGAAGGAAGUUCAGGGUGGGAGGAAGGGGCACCAUGAGCGUGUGGGAUCUGCAUGGCUGGAUCGAGCGGAGUUAGAAAAGCUGGGUGGUGAUGGUAAUACGAAGAUGAGGAGAGAGACGAUUUCAUUAUCUUGACCAUGUUCAAUUUAUGUACUUUGGUCAUCAGUGGACCUGUCAACAAGAAGCAAAGCAUAUACCGGACACCAGAGUCGAAGACGCCACAUACAUAGAAUGGCAGUAUUUUCUCUGACGCUAUUGG
Molecule: messenger RNA, 2365 nt
Organism: Aspergillus piperis CBS 112811
Lineage: Eukaryota; Fungi; Ascomycota; Eurotiomycetes; Eurotiales; Aspergillaceae
Product: HET domain-containing protein
Exons: 2
Coding region: 1-2241 (746 amino acids)
Source: RefSeq, a predicted model, not a curated record